UUCGAUUUAAAUGUUAUGUAUAACGUGCUCAAUGAAAGCAAAAGAUAUUGAUAAGAAACAUUGUGUACACAAGCAUUAAAGAACCAUGAGGUUUGCAUAUAAGUUCAGUAAUCUACUCGGUACAGUUUACCGUAAAGGAGACUUAGUAUUUUCUCCGGAUGGAUCAACGGUCAUCAGUCCUGUGGGAAAUCGAAUAACAAUAUUUGACUUGAAAAAUAACAAGUCAAGUACUUUACCCGUGGAGAGCAGAUACAACUAUACUUGUAUUGAUUUAUCACCAAAUGGUGCUUCAUUAAUCGCAAUUAAUGAAGAUGGUGAGGCUCAUGUAAUCAGUAUGGUCAGUAAAAUGAUUAUACAUACAUAUAGAUUCAAACGGCGUUGUAGGUGCAUAAAAUUUUCUCCAGAUGGUAAACAUUUUGCAGUGUGCAAAGAAAGUAAUGUGUUUAUCUUUAACGCGCCUGGUUUACAGACGGGCGAAUAUAAUCCAUUCAUCAUGGAACGUGUGUUCCAUGGUGCCACGGAUGAUACAACUUUCGUUAAUUGGUCUUACGAUUCGAAAUUAAUCGCUGUUGGUUCUAAAGAUAUGGCCACAAAAAUAUAUAGUUUAGAAAAAUAUGCGAACUUUAGGUUUCUUAAUCUUGGUAGUCAUUCUGAUACAAUCGUAGCAUGUUUCUUUGAGAAAAAGAAUUAUGAUCUGACUACAAUUAGUAGAAACGGUCAACUCUGUAUUUGGGACUGUACAAUCGAUGCCGAAGAUUUAGUACCGUGGGAACCCCCUGUUAAAAAAGAUAAACGCCAUCCAGACAGUGAUAUAGAAGACGAUGUUGAUAUUGAAAAGGUUCUAGAGAGAACAGAGAAGCAAACUAAAGCUUAUGAGCGUAACUUACAAAAAUCGCGAUAUUCCCCUGAAAGAGACAACGACAUGGAUUUGGAUUCUGACUCCGAUUCGGAAAUUAAAAAAUUCCGUUAUAAGAAAUUAUGUCGUCAUUAUUUAGCCAAUAACGUUGUGAAGCAGCAAAACGAGAAAGUUGUACUUACCGCAGCUGCGUAUCAUCAAGAGACUUCUAUUCUUGUAGUAGGAUUCAAUAACGGUUCAUUUUAUUUGUAUGAAUUGCCUGAUGUGAAUAUGAUUCAUUCUCUUAGUAUUUCUAAUCAAUGUAUCUCGUCUAUUGCAAUAAAUUCAACUGGAGAUUGGAUAGCCUUAGGAUGCUCUAUGGCUGGACAGUUACUAAUAUGGGAAUGGCAAAGUGAAACUUAUGCUAUGAAACAACAGGGGCACAGUAAUAACAUGAACUGUCUGGCUUAUAGCCCGGAUGGUCAAUAUAUCGUUACUGGUGGCGAUGAUGGAAAAGUUAAAUUAUGGAACACGAUGAACGGAUUUUGCUCUGUUACAUUUCAUGAGCAUUCAUCUACAGUGACGGGAGUUUUGUUUAGUCAUAAUAGGAAAUUUAUUGUUUCCGCUUCGCUCGAUGGAACUGUCAGAGCGUACGACUUAGCAAGGUAUAGGAAUUUUAGAACACUUACUUCACCGCGGCCAGUACAGUUCUCCUGUGUUGCGUUAGAUUCAAGCGACGAGUUUCUUGCAGCAGGAGGCCAAGAUUUCUUCGAAAUUUAUUUAUGGAGCGUUAAACUGGGCAAACUCUUGGAGAUAUUAAGCGGACACGAAGGUCCCGUCGUCAGUUUAGCAUUCAGUCCAAGUCCUACUAGUACAGAAUUAGCAUCGGUUUCUUGGGACAAGACAUUGAAAAUAUGGAAUGCAAUCGAACAUGGUUCUGCUCAUGAAACAAUACAAUUAAUUGCGGACGGUAUAUAUGUUACUUACAAACCAAACGGCGAAGAAGUAGCGGUUGCUACUUUGGAUGGGCAGAUUUCGUUUUUCCAGUGCAAAACGGCUAUGCAAAUUGGUAGCAUUGAAGGAAGAAAUGAUUUAGGUAGCGGAAGAUCCGAUACCGAUCUUAUCACGGCAAAGAGGAACCUGCAGGGCAAAGCUUUCAAUACUUUAUGUUAUUCGGCUGACGGUACAUGUAUAUUAGCUGGUGGGCAAUCCAAGAAUAUAUGUAUUUAUAACGUUCAAGAAUUUAUGCUACUUAAAAAGUUUGUCGUAACUCAAAAUAGAUCGUUAGACGCGGUCGACGACAUUAUAAACAGGCGAUAUCUAUCGGAAUUUGGAAAUUUGGCCCUGGUGGAAGAGCGUGAAGAAAACGAAGGAGGAAAUGUGACGUUACGGUUGCCAGGUGUUAAAAGCGGAGAUAUGGCAAGCAGAAGGAUGAAACCAGAAGUGAGGGUUUUUAGCUUGCAGUUUUCUCCAACAGGACAAGCAUGGGCUGCAGUUACAACGGAAGGUCUACUAAUAUAUUCCUUAGAUGUUGGUCUGGUAUUUGAUCCAUUUCAAUUGGAACUAGGAAUUACACCAGAGACUGUGAAAAAAACAUUAGACGAAAAGGAAUAUGCAAGAGCAUUAAUAAUGGCGUUAAAGCUGAAUGAAAAGUUGCUGAUAAAGCGUGUCGUAGAAAAUAUUCCGUGCAUGGAUAUCGAAUUAACCGUGACGAAUUUACCUGAUAUCUAUGUAGAAAAAGUACUGAAAUUCAUAGCAUUGGAGUUAGAAUUGUCUAGACACAUACAUUUUUAUCUAAUUUGGGUAGAAACAAUAUUGACGAAACAUGGACCAAAAAUUAAUUCUGCACUUCAAAUGCCGAUAUUAUUAAUGUUGCAGAAAAAUAUGCAAAAGAAAUACGAUGAUUUGAGUAAAAUAUGCGAUUUUAAUCAGUAUACGAUGAGCUAUUUGAAACAAGUGGGAGAACGCAAAGCUGAAAAAUGUAUUUCAAAUAAAACAACAUCGGAAACAGAUGAGGAAUCCGACAAUCAUUCGGUCGUAGAACUAGAAAUUCUCUAAAAGCAUGACAAACUAAGAAGGUCGUAUUCUAGCUGAUAACGUAAGUCGAGCACCUUGACUACCACGAAUUCACCGAGGGCCGCGAAAACGAACAUCAUGCAACCCGCCAUCCACACAUCCAGCGCCUGGGCACACAAAAAGCA
Messenger RNA from Colletes gigas, 3036 nucleotides. RefSeq names its product periodic tryptophan protein 2 homolog. The transcript has 16 exons. The record is from RefSeq and is a predicted model, not a curated record. The coding region runs from base 86 to 2893 and encodes 935 amino acids. Lineage: Eukaryota; Metazoa; Arthropoda; Insecta; Hymenoptera; Colletidae. Gene Ontology annotation, cellular component: Pwp2p-containing subcomplex of 90S preribosome; small-subunit processome. Gene Ontology annotation, biological process: ribosomal small subunit assembly; maturation of SSU-rRNA from tricistronic rRNA transcript (SSU-rRNA, 5.8S rRNA, LSU-rRNA). Gene Ontology annotation, molecular function: protein binding.